AUGGGGGCCUUCAAGACUCUGUGCCUAUUAGGUGUUGUCCUAAACACUGUUUGUGCCAUUGCGGCUGUGAGUAGCAAUACCUUGACCAUAUAUCAAAGCUCAGAUUUGGUCAACACCACCGCAUCUGCAGCUUGCCAACAGGCGCUCGCCUCCAAUGUGACCUGCUAUCGCGGUUUGCCUGCUGCCAUCACCAGGACCACUUCGUGGUCGUCGGAUGCGCUGUCUAUGAUCUGUGACGAUGCUUGUACGACCUCACUGAACAACUGGGUAUCAUCUGUCAAUAACAACUGUGGCGCUACAACCCAGUAUAAUAUAUCUGGCACAUUGCAAACCGCAAUCUCGGCAGGACAGGAGCUGCUCUGGAAACAGACCGCAACAUGUAUCAAAGACUCCUCAGGGGAGUUCUGUAACCUGGUAAUUCAGGGUGCAGUAUCUCAUGGUGAUCAGAGCGUUCUCUGCAGCGAUUGCGCUCUAGAUUAUUUGACCACGGUUAUCAACUCGCCGUGGGGACAACAAGUCAUGAACCCAGUUGCUGUGGAGAGUCAGAUCCAGAGCUGCUCGGCGACUGCUUCAUACUCGGUCACAUAUACCGCCACGACAACGUCGAGUUCGGGAAUCGCAACAGCAUCAUCGACUGUCAAUGCUCGAUGCAACACGACAGACCCAGAGACAACCACAUACACAGUCAUGGGAAAUGAGACAUGUGUCAACAUCUCCACUGCGCAUAACGUGUCCACUCCGGCAUUGACCGCAUUGAACGGGUUAGAUCCUGGGUGCAACUAUCUCACUGCUGGUCAGCUCUUGUGUCUGCCGAGUGUCUGCCAGACAUAUCAGGUUGCAACAAAUGAUUCCUGCACCUCAAUCAUAGGGAAUCUCACCCGAGUGGUUUCGACGACGACAUUUCAGUCUUGGAACCCUGCCAUCAAUUACCUCUGCUCCAAUCUGUAUACCAUGGUUGGUCAAUAUCUCUGCAUUAGUCCUCCUGGUACAACCUCCAUGCCCAAUUAUUUCCCGCUUCUUCCAGCAACAACAGCGGCGCCUGUCCCGACUAACGCCGUAACAACCUCCAACACCGACUGCGGCUAUUGGUAUACAAUCCAAGUCAAUGAUACCUGCCAAACGGUUGCUUCGACAUUCGGUAUUUCCGAGGAUGAUUUUUAUUUCUUGAAUCCGCAGCUUGGAACCAACUGCUCCUCUCUUUGGCUUGGUAACAGCUAUUGUGUGCAACCAGUGGGAAAGAUUCUAUCGUAUGCCGGGUAUAACGGCAGUUCAACUCCCUAUACGACCCUGGCUUCAACAAUAAAUCCCAACGCGACUUUGACAGCAAACCGCUCCACCACCCACUUCUUUUACUCGUUUCCCCCUCCAACAACCACCACUUCUGCCUAUAACAGCACAGCCUGGAACCUUACCCAGAAUUAUACUCUAUGUGCACAAGCGAUGGCUUAUUACAACAUCAGGGGCAGUAGCGACUUCACAGAUGACAUGUACGAUAACGCUGCUUGGUUCUCCGAGUACCAGCGGGUGUGCCUCGUUGAUCCAGGAAAUUUUCCGACAUCCGCAUUCAAUACGAGCAUCGUGCUGAGCACUGAUGAUCCAUCUGGGCCUACCUCAACUCCGGCUUCUACGGGGGCAACCGCCACCCUGAGCUCAACAGCCCCUUCAACAUCUUCCCCAACUUCUACUCCGACUGGUGGAAUCUCGCCGAAUGGCCUCUGCGGCUCGGCGAACAACGGAUGGACCUGCGCGGGAUCGACGUUUGGUACCUGCUGUAGCAUUUACGGUGAUUGCGGCUCAACCAGUGAUUACUGUGGCAGUAAUUGUGACCCGAACUACGGUGACUGCCCUAGUACUAGUACCGUAACAUCGACGACCACAUCGACUAGUGCGAUCUCAUCUGCAACUUCACGCUCCAAUGUCUCACCUAAUGGACUCUGCGGCGCUAGCAACAGUGGCUACACCUGCCUCGGAUCUCAGUUCGGAGAAUGCUGCAGCCAGUAUGGAUACUGUGGAUCGACAAGUGACUACUGUUCUUCGGCUAACUGCGACUCGAACUAUGGCAGCUGCUCGUCGUAG
Molecule: messenger RNA, 2076 nt
Organism: Talaromyces marneffei
Lineage: Eukaryota; Fungi; Ascomycota; Eurotiomycetes; Eurotiales; Trichocomaceae
Exons: 7
Coding region: 1-2076 (691 amino acids)
Molecular function (GO): chitin binding
Source: RefSeq, a predicted model, not a curated record